Molecule: messenger RNA, 3924 nt
Organism: Alligator mississippiensis (American alligator)
Lineage: Eukaryota; Metazoa; Chordata; Crocodylia; Alligatoridae
Gene: CORO2B
Product: coronin 2B
Exons: 12
Coding region: 605-2368 (587 amino acids)
Biological process (GO): actin filament organization
Molecular function (GO): actin filament binding
Source: RefSeq, a predicted model, not a curated record
AAGGGGCCCCUUUCCCAAAAUGGCACGAACACCCGCUAGUCUCUGGCUUCUGGUGUUCGAGCUCCCUUGGGAUCACGGCCUGAGAAACAGCUGCAAAAACCCCAAAAUGGAAGCUUUGUGUUUUUGCUGUCCUCAAAGGCAACUUAUCUAGCUGGCUUUAUUUUUACAUGGGUUUUAUUUCGGAGUCAAUGCAACAUUAAUCUGGUGUCUCCGGACGCUCCGCUUGUCACCAGAAGGCUUUCUUCUCCUGGUAGCGUGGACAACGCAGAAUGCAUUUCUUUUUGUUGUUUUUUAAGGAUGAUGGCAAUCUUAUCGAGUGAAUAAUAGCUGGAUUCACCACGCAGCCAGCAGAGAGUCUGAAGUAGUAGAAUUAUGGAUUCCUAUCUUCCUAGUCAGUGUGUAAUUACUGAAAUCUGGCAGCCGGCAGGAUCUACGUGACGGAGCCAGCUGCUUGCUGCAGCCCCCCCACAAAUCUGUGAAUUGGAUCUUUCACUUACUGGAAACCUACCAGGAGAAUGCUUGGCUCCGAGAAAUCUUUUGCUCCUUUGUUCAUCAGAAAGCCAUUAGAAAGCUUCCUCAAUGUAGCUCUCAAUCAACCGCAGAAAUGGUCAAUAGUUGCUUAGCAUUUUCUCGACAGGACCUCGAUCAUCAUUGUGAUAGUCUUGGGGCAGGCGCUUCCCAGGGAACAGCGCUGGCGGAGGGAAGAGGGCAGCGUGUUGGAACAGGAGUUGCUGAGACGGCUAGUCAAUCCUCUCUCGCUCCGCUUCCCCCGGCCCCGGCCCUCCUCGAAGGCCGUGGGAUGCAAAUACAAACGAGACAACAGGCCAAACACAGUGUUUCAGCCCCGAAAUGCACUGAAAAGAGAGAGGUGAGGUUGGAGCGAGACACCAGACCGGCAUCUGCUUUGCUGGUUCUGGAUCUGGAGUGGGGAGCCAGAGGGAUGUCAUGGCGCCCACAGUAUCGCAGUUCAAAGUUUCGAAAUGUCUAUGGGAAAGUGGCGAACCGAGAGCACUGCUUUGAUGGGAUUCCAAUUACCAAGAACGUCCACGACAACCAUUUCUGCGCGGUCAAUGCCAAGUUCCUCGCCAUCGUGACGGAGAGCGCCGGCGGAGGGUCCUUCCUUGUCAUUCCUCUGGAACAAACGGGCCGGAUCGAACCGAACCACCCCAAGGUUUGCGGCCACCAAGGCAACGUGCUCGACAUCAAGUGGAACCCGUUCAUUGAGAACAUCAUCGCUUCUUGUUCGGAGGACACUUCGGUUCGAAUUUGGGAAAUUCCAGACGGAGGCUUAAAGCGCAACUUGACAGAAGCCGUCCUAGAGCUGUAUGGGCACAGCCGGCGGGUCGGGCUCGUUGAAUGGCACCCGACCGCCAACAACAUCCUCUUCAGUGCAGGCUACGACUACAAGGUUCUCAUCUGGAACCUGGACAUCGGGGAGCCGGUCAAGAUGAUCGACUGCCACACGGACGUCAUUCUCUGCAUGUCCUUCAACACCGACGGCAGCCUGCUCUCUACCACUUGCAAAGACAAGAAGCUGCGAGUCAUUGAGCCGCGCUCGGGCCGAGUGCUUCAGGAAGCCAGCUGCAAGAACCAUCGCGUGAACCGGGUGGUCUUCCUCGGGAACAUGAAGCGGCUUCUCACGACCGGCGUUUCGCGGUGGAACACGAGGCAGAUCGCGCUCUGGGAUCAGGAAGACCUGUCCAUGCCCCUAAUAGAGGAGGAGAUCGACGGGCUCUCGGGGCUCCUGUUCCCUUUCUACGACGCCGACACGCACAUGCUGUACUUGGCUGGAAAGGGAGACGGGAACAUCCGAUACUACGAAAUCAGCUCGGAGAAGCCCUACCUGAAUUAUCUCAUGGAGUUUCGCUCUCCUGCCCCACAGAAAGGACUGGGUGUGAUGCCAAAGCAUGGGCUGGACGUGUCCGCGUGCGAGGUGUUCAGGUUCUACAAGCUCGUUACCUUGAAGGGUCUGAUUGAGCCAAUCUCGAUGAUCGUGCCGAGAAGGUCCGAAACGUACCAAGAGGACAUUUACCCGAUGACUCCAGGCACGGAGCCGGCCCUUACGCCAGAUGAAUGGCUGAGUGGGAUGAACAGAGAUCCCAUACUGAUGUCGUUGAAAGAGGGCUAUAAAAAGACAUCCAAAGUGGUCUUUAAGGCCCCGAUAAGAGAGAAGAAGAGCGUCGUCGUUAAUGGAAUAGACUUGCUAGAAAACGUGCCGCCUAGGACUGAGAACGAGCUCCUCCGAAUGUUUUUUCGACAACAAGACGAGAUCCGACGGCUGAAGGAGGAUCUCGCGCAGAAGGAUAUACGGAUUCGACAGCUACAGCUGGAGCUGAAAAAUCUACGCAACAGCCCGAAGAAUAAUUAACUUCAAGGGACGUUUUAUAAAUAAACUCUUUUUGUUUAUACUCGCUCUUUAAUUUUCCUGUAUCCACUUACAAAGAAUAUGAGCCAGAAGUCAAGCGAGCUGCCAAGAGUCCACACGCUAACUGGAAAUAUGUCCUUGUAGUCUUAUCUAGCACUAAAAUGGCCUGUGCAUUAUAACUGAAAGCUACUGCAUGAAAGGAAGCUGGAUAUGUAUUUAUAUCCCAGUGUUUUUCUUGGAGUAAGUAGAGGAGCAAUUUAUUCUCUAUAUCGAAAGACUCUGGAACUAACAGGUGGGGCACAACAUAGAUGACACUUGAACUGCAGAGCAAAUGAGAGGUAAAAAGCAGCGUGCCCUUAAGAAAGCAAAGUGGUUAAUUGCUAUCGACCGUUUCCUAUGCAAAACGUGACCGAGAAUGCAGACGGGCUUCGAGACUGGAAUUAUUCACUGCACUAGCACGUAUGUCAAGGGCUUCGUUCACAAAAGGUCUCCCAACCUCCUCCUGUCCCGGCCUUUCUUUGAAGGAGGUUCGACCCCCCCCAAAAAUGAACCCCUCCCUUUUGCCAGGGGCGUUAUGUUGCCACAAGGUCAGGGAGAAGGGGCUAACAGCUCAAAUCGGUGUUUUCCGCAUGAAACUGGGACCCACUAGUCAAAUCUCCAGGUUUCAUGAUCGGUCGCUACCAGAGCAUCGUUUAGCAGGCCCUUAGGCUUACCCACCUGGACCUGCAACACCUCCAUUGGGGGGGGCAUGGGGUGCAUGCAUGCAUGUGUGUGUGGGUACACACACGUGUGCACAGCCACUGUGUAAUAUAUACAGUGUAAACUGCCCUGGGUUUUCUACAGGCAUUGGGACUGUCAGUCUGCUCUCACGAGGAGCUUAGCUGCCCGUUUCCUCCUGGAUAUACAGCGGCGCCGACUGCCAUCGUUGUAUAUGCAUGGGGAAGCAGAAAAGGAGCGUGCUGUUGCUCCCUUCCCCACGUUGAAUCUUCCCUCUCUAGGGGCGACCUCUUGUAGAAAAGAAGAUGAGCUCUAGCUUGUUAAUGGAAAUCUCCACAUUGGUGGGAAUUGCUCCCGUGAAACUCUGUCCGAGAGGCAUUUUGUGACUAUGGGAUUGUAAAUCUGGGAAGUCUGGAUGUGUAAAUCUGUAUGUCCUCCUGCAUAUCUGUUCCAAGUGAUACAAUUGCAGAGCGUUUAAGCUGCACUAUACACGCACACAUAUAUGUAUAUGUAUCUACAUAUACGUAUAUGCAUAUCUAAUGUAUACAUAUACAGUCAUGGUUUUGUGAAUUAGACCCACGAUGCAGGGACAAACACCAAAUACGGCUAGUUUGCCUAGAUAUAUUUUCACUGAAACGAAGUAGGGCGUGAACUACUCAGCACUAUCCGUGCAACAGUUUUCUCCCUGCCCCCCGCCCGCCCCGUGUUAAUUUACACUGCGCUCUGCACCUAAUGCUUUCCCUCCCUUCCGUUAAAUGUGCUGUCAUUUGCUAUUAUUUAUGCUACCACAAAAUAGUGACAAAAUAAAAUGUUUUCAAGAUACCAGAUCUUGCAAGUGACAA